AUGAGGUCGGGAGACUUUGGAUCUAAUGAGUUGCAAAGCUAUGGGGCCGGUGGUGUUUCAAAACCAACUAAAGGCUUUACGCUAUCCAGACGGUUACUCGAAAGGGAGAUUGGGAGCUACGUUGGAGAACGAGGUAGAAUUUUAAACCAAUUGAUGGCACAAUCAAUGCUUCCGAGCAGUAAAGCAGACUUUAUCAUCCAUUAUGACAAUCGCUCCUACUCUGGUCAAUUUUCCGAAGAUGGGAAUUUCUUUUACAGCUGUUCUCAAGAUUUCCAGGUACGAAUGUACGAUACCUCAAAUCCAUACGAAUGGAAAUAUUAUAAGUCUGUGGAUUAUAUUGGCGGAAGAUGGACCAUCACCGAUGCGACUCUUUCUCCAGAUAACAACCACUUGGCCUAUAGUAGCAUAACAAGCUGUGUCUUCAUGGCGAACACAAGCCCUGGUAAUGAUGAAAUUACUCCUUUAGAGCUAAGUCACGGAGAACGUGGAAACAGGAAUGUUAUGGAUCCUCGUUAUGGUAUAUGGUCUGUUCGAUUCUCUGGCGAUGGUCGUGAAAUUGUAGCUGGGGCAAGCGAUAGUUGUCUCUAUGUAUAUGACAUAGAGACCCGUACGCCGAUUCUCAGGCUUCAAGGGCAUGAGGAAGACGUUAACGCCUAUGGGAUCGGCGCAGUAUGGCAGAUGGGCGGGAGCAAAGGAGAUGGAAGAUAUGUUCUCUCAAAUGCGAAAGACCAGACUAUGAAGUUGUGGGAUAUAAGGAAAAUGAUGGAUCCUAAAGAAUUUGAUGGGUUGCCUGAAUUUAAUUACUCUAGCGGAUUUGACUAUCGCUCGCAGAUUUACAGGGAACCCCCUAUAAAGCUACCACACGAUUCCUCUUUGGUUACGUAUCGUGGGCAUAGUGUCCAUAAAACCUUGAUCCGAUGCCACUUUUCACCACCCACCUCAACUGGAUCUCGAUACGUCUACACUGGUUCUUCAGAUGGAAAAGCCAAAAUUUACAAUCUUGAUGCAACGAUUGCUGGCGAGAUAGAUGUCAAUGCUGCCACGUUGAAUACUAGACCGGUGGAUGAAAGGUUGAAUAAUAGCUGGUAUCGCGAUUGGGACGAGGGAUCAAGCUCGAGAACGUCAUGGAAGACGUGUGUAAGGGAUGUCAGCUGGCAUCCUAGCGCACCUGUAUUAGCAGCUACUUGUUGGAAUGGGUAUGGACUCACUACAGGAACAGUGAGCUUACACACCUGGAACGGCGGGGAGUCAAGGUGGGACGGAAAGGUGACCGCGAGGAGAUAUAAUCCCCAGAUGAGACCGAGGUUCCAGGAAGCUUCGGAGGACGACGACAGUGAUGAUAUGAUUGACGAUAUAUAA
This is a messenger RNA of Morchella importuna, 1359 nucleotides long. RefSeq lists its product as uncharacterized. The transcript has 9 exons. Gene Ontology annotation, cellular component: Cul4-RING E3 ubiquitin ligase complex. The coding region runs from base 1 to 1359 and encodes 452 amino acids. Gene Ontology annotation, biological process: proteasome-mediated ubiquitin-dependent protein catabolic process. The record is from RefSeq and is a predicted model, not a curated record. Gene Ontology annotation, molecular function: protein binding. NCBI's taxonomy places the organism in Eukaryota, Fungi, Ascomycota, Pezizomycetes, Pezizales, Morchellaceae.